AUGUCUACCUUCGAGCAAGCCGCUGCCGACGUGAAGAAUCUGAAGGCCAAGCCCAGCGAUCAGGAAAUGCUCCAACUCUACGGUCUCUACAAGGUUGGUACCGGCGAAGAUUUCAGCGCGGCCAAACAGCCCGGUGCCUUUGACUUUGCGGGCAAAUACAAGUACGCGGAAUGGAAGAAGCGUGUCGAGGAGGGACUCACUGCUGAGGAGGCCCAAGAGCAGUACAUUAAGCUGGUCGAUGAGUUGAAAGAGAAGUAUGGCUUUUGA
Molecule: messenger RNA, 267 nt
Organism: Penicillium alfredii
Lineage: Eukaryota; Fungi; Ascomycota; Eurotiomycetes; Eurotiales; Aspergillaceae
Product: acyl-CoA-binding protein
Exons: 3
Coding region: 1-267 (88 amino acids)
Biological process (GO): fatty acid metabolic process
Molecular function (GO): long-chain fatty acyl-CoA binding
Source: RefSeq, a predicted model, not a curated record